AUGGAACCGAAAAAUGAAUGGAGGGGCGUCGAUUGUAUUAAAAUUAAUGAAAAGAGAAAUGAACGGGCAGCGCUUGCUGAUGAAAGGCUAAAAAGAGAGGAAGAGGAAAGGGAAGAGGUGAAGGAGGAAGAGGAAAGGGAAGAGGUGAAGGAGGAAGAGGAAAGGGAAGAGGUGAAGGAGGAAGAGGAAAGGGAAGAGGUGAAGGAGGAAGAGGAAAGGGAAGAGGUGAAGGAGGAAGAGGAAAGGGAAGAGGUGAAGGAGGAAGUGGAGGAGGAUGAGGAAGAGGAGGAGGAAACGGAGGAGGGAGAAAGCUCUCAGUUGACUUCACUUAAUCGUUUUCUACCGAAAAAAGGAUGA
Acanthocheilonema viteae is the source of this 357-nucleotide messenger RNA. Lineage: Eukaryota; Metazoa; Nematoda; Chromadorea; Rhabditida; Onchocercidae. The record is from the annotation of a GenBank genome assembly.